AUGACGGAGUUCUACGCGAAGCGAAAAGCCAAUUGCGAACGACGAAGUUCAGACCCUGGACAAGUUCACCAAGUGCGAAACACAGAUGCAUCAUCGAAAUCCGAGCGCAAGUUCGUCACCACUCGAAUCAAUGAUGCAAAGAUCAAGCUGCAACUUGACUGCGGCUCCGAUGCUACGAUCAUCUCACAGGAUAACUGGAAAAAGCUGGGCAGUCCAAAACUCAAGCCUAGCGAUGUACAACUAACAAGCGCUUCGGGUCACAGCAUUCACAUUUGGGGAGCAUUUGACUGUUGCAUAAAGCUUAACGAUCACGAAGCCCUGGGAACUUGCCACGUCUCUUCGCGAAUCAACUUGUUAGGAAACAACUUUUUCCAGCCGCUUGGAUUGUGGGAUGUGCCAAUCUCCUCUCUUGUCUGCAACAAAAUUGUUACAAACUCUGAACACGACAUUGUUGCCGAGGUCAAACGAAAGUUUCCCCAAUUAUUUUCCGACGGCCUUGGUAAGUGCACCAAAACAAAAAUCUCUCUUACUCUCAAGCAGGGAGCCAAGCCGGUUUUUCGCAAAGCUCGACUAGUGCCGUUCGCCGCAGCCCCAGUGAUCGCCGCCGAGAUUGAACGCCUUCGACAUUUGGGAGUCAUCAGCCCAGUUGAUUUUUCUACAUCGGCCGCACCGAUUGUCGCGGUCAAGAAAUCAAACGGCAAGACUCGCAUCUGUGGUGAUUACUCGACAGGCCUCAAUGACAUUCUUGAGCCCAACCAGCAAGUGACUCUACGCAGGCAAUUGACUCUACGCAGGAACAAAGAGGAUUAUUAA
Molecule: messenger RNA, 813 nt
Organism: Wasmannia auropunctata (little fire ant)
Lineage: Eukaryota; Metazoa; Arthropoda; Insecta; Hymenoptera; Formicidae
Exons: 3
Coding region: 1-813 (270 amino acids)
Biological process (GO): proteolysis
Molecular function (GO): aspartic-type endopeptidase activity
Source: RefSeq, a predicted model, not a curated record